Molecule: messenger RNA, 336 nt
Organism: Otolemur garnettii (small-eared galago)
Lineage: Eukaryota; Metazoa; Chordata; Mammalia; Primates; Galagidae
Product: endoplasmic reticulum aminopeptidase 1-like
Exons: 3
Coding region: 1-336 (111 amino acids)
Biological process (GO): proteolysis; peptide catabolic process
Cellular component (GO): cytoplasm
Molecular function (GO): peptide binding; metalloaminopeptidase activity; zinc ion binding
Source: RefSeq, a predicted model, not a curated record
AUGAAGAGACCCUCGCCCCCACGCCCGUACGCCCUUGCUGCCCCGGCCUCCUCAGGUGAGACUGCAAGGAUACUUGCAUCAACACAGUUUGAACUCACUACAGCUAGAAUGGCCUUCCCCUGCUUCGAUGCAAAUUUCUCCAUUAAGAUCAGAAGGGAGCCGCAGUGCUUGUACCUCAAUAUGCCUUUGGUGAAAUCUGUGACUAGUGUUAGAGCACUCUUAGAGGACCAUUUUAAUGUCAUUGUGAAGAUGAGCACCUAUUUAGUGGCCUUCAUUAUGUCAGAUUUUGAGUCUGUCAGCAAGAUUGCCAAGAACAGAGUCAACGGCACUUGCUGA